AUGCGAUGGCCGAGUCCGGAGGUUUUGGGGGAUGUGGUUGAAGAGACGAGGAUUGUGCAGGCUUUGGUGAAAAUGUUUAGGCAUGACAUGAUUGCGCAGGGACUGCUUUACCAUGAUUUCCCCGAUGAUCAGGACAAUGGCAGGAGGAGUCUGGUUGUGCCGAGUGUGAUUCAGAAUCCAUUUACUGCUGAGGGCUGGUGCAAAUGGGCCAUCCUUGGAGCUUGUGGAGUGUUCCGGCAAAUGCUGGAUGCGAAGGGAGGCGAUGCUUUGAUGCUGGCGCAACAUGUGGACUAUCCGAUCGAGGAGGUCAGCGAUGAGAUUUGGCAGCAGAUGGAAGAGCGCCUGCAUGAGUUGCAGGGAGUAUCUACAGCACUGCAGACCGGGUAG
Messenger RNA from Pseudocercospora fijiensis CIRAD86, 387 nucleotides. RefSeq lists its product as uncharacterized. NCBI's taxonomy places the organism in Eukaryota, Fungi, Ascomycota, Dothideomycetes, Mycosphaerellales, Mycosphaerellaceae. The coding region runs from base 1 to 387 and encodes 128 amino acids. The record is from RefSeq and is a predicted model, not a curated record. The transcript has 2 exons.